Hansenula ciferrii is the source of this 306-nucleotide messenger RNA. RefSeq names its product SUMO family protein SMT3 (gene SMT3). Gene Ontology annotation, biological process: protein sumoylation. Lineage: Eukaryota; Fungi; Ascomycota; Saccharomycetes; Phaffomycetales; Wickerhamomycetaceae. The record is from RefSeq and is a predicted model, not a curated record. Gene Ontology annotation, cellular component: nucleus; septin ring. The transcript has a single exon. Bases 1 to 306 code for a protein of 101 amino acids. Gene Ontology annotation, molecular function: protein tag activity; ubiquitin-like protein ligase binding.
AUGUCAGAUUCAGAAGCUCCAGAUCAAAAACCAGAAUUAAACGAAACCAAACCAGAUGUUAAAUCUGAAACUCAUAUUAAUUUAAAAGUUAGUGAUGGUACAAAUGAAAUUUUUUUUAAAAUUAAAAGAGCUACUCCAUUGAAAAGAUUAAUGGAAGCUUUUGCUAAAAGACAAGGUAAAUCCCUUAAUUCAAUAAGAUUCUUAUUUGAAGGUCAAAGAGUUAAAGAAGAUGCUACUCCUGAUGAAAUGGAUUUAGAAGAUGGUGAUGUUAUUGAAGCUCAUCAAGAACAAAUUGGUGGUUGUUGA